Messenger RNA from Sorex fumeus (smoky shrew), 1608 nucleotides. RefSeq names its product activin A receptor type 1B (gene ACVR1B). Gene Ontology annotation, biological process: protein phosphorylation; cellular response to growth factor stimulus; nervous system development. Lineage: Eukaryota; Metazoa; Chordata; Mammalia; Eulipotyphla; Soricidae. Gene Ontology annotation, molecular function: activin receptor activity, type I; ATP binding; activin binding. The transcript is spliced from 9 exons. The record is from RefSeq and is a predicted model, not a curated record. The coding region runs from base 19 to 1536 and encodes 505 amino acids. Gene Ontology annotation, cellular component: plasma membrane; activin receptor complex.
GCGGCGGCGGCGGUUACUAUGGCGGAGUCGGCCGGAGCCUCCUGCUUCCUCGCCCUGCUCGUCCUCCUGCUGGCGGGCGGCGGCGGGUCCGGGCCCCGCGGCAGCCAGGCUCUGCUCUGCGCCUGCACCAGCUGCCUGCAGGCCAACUACACGUGCGAGACGGACGGGGCCUGCAUGGUGUCCAUCUUCAACCUGGACGGGCUGGAGCACCACGUGCGCACCUGCAUCCCCAAGGUGGAGCUGGUCCCGGCCGGAAAGCCCUUCUACUGCCUGAGCUCCCAGGACCUGCGCAACACCCACUGCUGCUACACCGACUACUGCAACCGGAUCGACCUGCGGGUGCCCAGCGGUCACCUCAAGGAGUCCGAGCAUCCUUCCAUGUGGGGCCCCGUGGAGCUGGUGGGCAUCAUUGCCGGCCCGGUCUUCCUCCUCUUUCUCAUCAUCAUCAUCGUUUUCCUUGUCAUCAACUACCAUCAGCGAGUCUACCACAACCGCCAGCGACUGGACAUGGAGGAUCCCUCCUGCGAAAUGUGCCUCUCCAAAGAUAAGACGCUGCAGGAUCUCGUCUACGAUCUCUCCACUUCAGGCUCCGGCUCAGGGCUGCCCCUUUUUGUCCAGCGCACGGUGGCGCGAACCAUCGUCCUGCAGGAGAUCAUCGGCAAGGGCCGCUUUGGAGAAGUGUGGCGUGGCCGCUGGAGGGGCGGCGACGUGGCCGUGAAGAUCUUCUCCUCUCGAGAAGAACGCUCCUGGUUUCGGGAAGCCGAGAUCUACCAGACGGUCAUGCUGCGCCACGAGAACAUUCUGGGGUUCAUCGCUGCCGACAACAAAGAUAACGGCACCUGGACCCAGCUCUGGCUCGUCUCGGACUAUCACGAGCACGGCUCCCUGUUCGACUACCUGAACCGGUACACGGUGACCAUCGAGGGCAUGAUCAAGCUGGCCUUGUCUGCCGCCAGUGGGCUGGCCCACCUGCACAUGGAGAUCGUGGGGACGCAGGGGAAACCUGGAAUUGCCCAUCGAGACCUAAAGUCCAAGAACAUCCUGGUGAAGAAAAACGGCAUGUGCGCCAUCGCAGACCUGGGCCUGGCCGUGCGCCACGACGCCGUCACCGACACCAUCGACAUUGCCCCCAACCAGCGGGUGGGGACCAAACGAUACAUGGCCCCCGAGGUGCUCGACGAGACCAUCAACAUGAAGCACUUCGACUCCUUCAAGUGUGCGGAUAUCUACGCCCUCGGGCUGGUGUACUGGGAGAUUGCGCGGAGGUGCAACUCGGGAGGCGUCCACGAAGAGUAUCAGCUGCCGUAUUACGACUUGGUGCCCUCGGACCCUUCCAUUGAAGAAAUGCGAAAGGUCGUGUGUGACCAGAAGCUUCGUCCCAACAUCCCCAACUGGUGGCAGAGUUACGAGGCGCUGCGGGUCAUGGGGAAGAUGAUGCGUGAGUGCUGGUACGCCAACGGCGCGGCCCGCCUCACCGCCCUGCGCAUCAAGAAGACCCUCUCCCAGCUCAGCGUGCAGGAGGACGUGAAGAUCUAGCCUGCUGCCUCCCUCCGAGCCGCCCUGGGCGGCGAGAACUACAGAGCUGCCGCGGGGAGCGUGCCUGGAGGC